GGUUCGGGCAGCAACACCAGCCCUGAGGCGGCGGGGGGCGCGGCAAGCAGGACGGGCACAACUAUGGCGCUACCGCUCCUGCCCGGGAACUCUUUUAACAGGAAUCUAGGAAAAGAAAAGUUCCAUAAGUCUCAACACUGGAGUUACUGCAAUAAGGUUUCUAUGUUGGUGGGAGAAAACAAACCUGGAAUAGGAGGUGAACCUUUGCUUGGACAAAAACUAAAACCAAAGUAUAGUGUAUUUCCUAGAGGUAUUGGAAGUGAUGCACCUUCAUGGGUAGCAUUUGAUAAACAGGUAUUGUCUUUUGAUGCGUAUUUUGAUGAAGAAGUUCCUGACAAAAAUCAAGAGCUAUACAGAAUAAGACAUUGUAAAAUAUAUUUCUAUCUUGAAGAUGACACAAUUCAGGUGGUUGAACCCCAGAUGAAGAAUAGUGGAAUUCCACAAG
Molecule: messenger RNA, 445 nt
Organism: Python bivittatus (Burmese python)
Lineage: Eukaryota; Metazoa; Chordata; Lepidosauria; Squamata; Pythonidae
Source: RefSeq, a predicted model, not a curated record